AUGUUCGUCAUCUCCGGCGAGGCAGGGACAUGGGCGACGGCCGUGGUUGUCCUCGGUGGCGCGCUGGCCGCGGCGGAUCUCAUCUUCCGCACCACUACCUCGCGCCAUCACCAUCAUCGGGAAGAGGGACAGGUGGCCGCUGCACUCCGUCUCUCCCUCAUGUGCUCAGGUAUCCCUAUGUCUGCCACCCUUCUCAGCUCAAUCUCUUCUCCAGCCGUCGCACUUGUCUUCUCCUUCUCCCUGAGGUUUUCUGACCUGCUAAAUUUAGUCGCAGUUAAAGAUGUUGAUGUUGAUACUGUUUUGUUGCUUAACUCAUGUAACAAGACAGACGUCCAGUUCUUGCCAAUAUCUGGUCUUUGUGGAGCCAAUAUGAAGACCAGGAUGGAUAAAAGCAUUUGUAGCUGGUGGGAUGGUCCUUGCCUUUUUGAAGUUCUAGACCGUAUCGAAGUUCCUUUGCGUGACCCCAGGGGUCCUGUAAGGAUGCCAAUAAUUGAUAAAUAUAAAGAUAUGGGCACUGUUGUAAUGGGGAAAUUAGAGUCUGGGACUAUCAGGGAGGGUGACAGUUUGUUGGUUAUGCCGAACAAGUCAAACGUGAAAGUCAUUGGUAUAAACUUGGAUGAGAAGAAAGUACGGCGUGCUGGACCUGGUGAGAAUGUUCGCGUAAAACUGUCUGGAAUUGAAGAGGAUGAUAUUAUGGCUGGUUUUGUGCUUUCAAGCAUUGGCUAUUUUCACUGCUGGCUACAAGGCAGUGUUACAUAUCCACUCUGUCGUUGAGGAGUGUGAGAUUGUUGAUCUCAUAGAGGAAAU
This is a messenger RNA of Lolium rigidum, 807 nucleotides long. RefSeq names its product eukaryotic peptide chain release factor GTP-binding subunit ERF3A-like. The transcript has 6 exons. NCBI's taxonomy places the organism in Eukaryota, Viridiplantae, Streptophyta, Magnoliopsida, Poales, Poaceae. Bases 1 to 774 code for a protein of 257 amino acids. Gene Ontology annotation, cellular component: translation release factor complex. The record is from RefSeq and is a predicted model, not a curated record. Gene Ontology annotation, molecular function: GTP binding; GTPase activity; translation release factor activity. Gene Ontology annotation, biological process: translation.